Messenger RNA from Suillus bovinus, 2295 nucleotides. RefSeq names its product putative copper radical oxidase. The record is from RefSeq and is a predicted model, not a curated record. Lineage: Eukaryota; Fungi; Basidiomycota; Agaricomycetes; Boletales; Suillaceae. The transcript is spliced from 4 exons. Bases 1 to 2295 code for a protein of 764 amino acids.
AUGUUCACACCCGUUGCUUGGCUGGCCUUUGGGCUAGCAGCAUCUUCCAAAUUGGCAGCUGCCCAGCAGGCAGGUUCCUUCGCUCAGGUCGGCAAUACACAAGUUAGCGCCAUGAUGAUGUUCCUUGGCAACGAGGAGAAGGUUUACAUUCUCGACAAAACGGAGGGCAAUGCUGCUCAGAUAGAUGGCCACCCUGCUUGGGGUGUUGCAUGGGAUGUCAAUACUCACUCGACCGAGCUGAUGGAGGUUUUGACCAAUACCUUCUGCGCUUCUGGUAUGCAUCUACCAAACGGCUCGUACGUGACGUUUGGUGGCAAUAGUGCCAUUGGCCCCCUUGGUGCCACUGGCAGUGUUGGUUCAGGCUCAUAUGAUACGACCUAUCAAGAUUACGACGGAAGAAAGUCUAUCCGUAUCCUUAAUCCUUGCACCAGUGCCCAAGACAUGUCGAGUCCUCAAUGCCAAUGGUACGACAACGCCACCGUCCUGGCUAUGCAGAAAAUGCGGUGGUACUCCGCCGCUGAGGCUCUUGGUGACGGUUCUAUUGCAAUAAUCGGCGGUUUUGUCAGUGGUGGUUACAUCAACCGAAAUACCCCUAAUACGGACCCAGAAUACGAAGGUGGUGCUGCUGAACCAACAUAUGAGUUCUACCCUUCCAAGGGAGCUGCUACUGUCAUGAAUUUCAUGAUCACCACUUCGGGUCUUAACUCAUAUGCACAUACCUAUCUCAUGCCUUCCGGUAACAUGCUGAUCCAGGCCAAUAUUUCUACUAUCCUCUGGAAUCCUGAAACCAACGUCGAAACACCUCUUCCAAACAUGCCAGGUGGCGUCGCUCGUGUAUACCCUGCUUCUGGCGCCGUUGCCAUGCUACCACUCACUCCCGCCAACAACUAUACUCCCACUGUCAUAUUUUGUGGUGGUACUGACAUGCCUGACGAGUAUUGGGGUAACUAUUCAUUCCCUAACUACAACACCUGGACCUACCCUGCUUCGAAGGACUGUCAGCGCAUCACUCCAGAACCCACAGAUGGCUCUUCUCCUGUUUAUGUCUCAGAUGAUGACAUGCUCGAGGGUCGUACUAUGGGUCAGUUUAUCAUCCUUCCAGAUGGUACUCUCUUGGUUGUCAAUGGUGCCUUGAAUGGUACUGCUGGCUACGCUCAGGCUACUGGCCAGACACCUCUUUAUGGCCUCAUGCCCUACGGCGAGUCGUUGGCCUCUGGCCCUGUCGGCACUCCUGCCAUCUACAACCCCAACAUGCCCGCAGGUAAACGCUGGUCGAACGCCGGGCUGAGUAAUACGAACAUUGCACGUCUGUACCACUCCAGUGCCUUACUCAUGCCUGACGCCUCCGUGAUGAUCGCCGGAUCCAACCCCAACAUAGAUGUCAACCUCACCACCGUUUUCCCCACAACCUACACAGCGGAGAUUUUCUAUCCGCCCUACUUUAGCGCCAGUACACGCCCAACUUUCUCUGGCGCACCGCAAACACUCUCAUAUGGUGGUAGUUCCUUUGACCUCACCGUCCCUUCGAACGCAUACAGUGGCUCGGGCAACGCUGCUGCUGCAAACACCACCGUCGUUCUGAUGCGUGGCGGUUUCACUACCCAUGCCAUGAACAUGGGUCAAAGAUAUCUGCAGCUCAACAACACGUACACCGUCAAUAGCAACAAUUCAAUCACCCUUCACGUAGCUCAAGUUCCCCCGAACCCUAAUAUCUUCACACCUGGGCCAGCACUCAUGUUCGUUGUGAUCAAUGGUAUUCCGAGCAACGGGACGAUGGUUAUUGUCGGGAACGGUCAAAUCGGGACGCAACCCACACAAGCCGCUAGCGUUCUCCCUGCUUCCGCUCAGAAUCCGUCUGCCUCAGGCUCCGGCUCCGGCUCAGGUAGCAGCACUUCAAACAGUGCAUCGGGGAGCAGUCACACGGGUGCUAUUGUGGGAGCUGUUAUUGGAGCGAUUGCUGUUAUUGGUAUUCUCGGUGCGCUCUUUGGUAUUUUUGUGGCUCGCCGUCGGCGCGCCACCAGUCGCCAGCACCCUGCGGCCGCGUACGCCAUGAGAGCCACAGGCGAUGCGUAUGGUGGUGGCGCGUCCCGCGGAAGAGCCACGGAUGAUCGAGCACGUCAUUCUGACUCGAGUGCAUUUGUGCCGUUGCAACAGGAUAAUUCCAGCCAGUCGUGGAAUGCGAGUAGCGCGAAUCUGCAUUCGCCAUAUCGGGAUGCGUAUGGGAGAGAGGGAGCAGAUUUCGAUCCUUAUAAUUCAGACGGGGCGGUGCAGCAUAGCAGUGGACAGCGGAUAUGA